CAUUUAAAUCGCUCAGCCAGGUAGAAUACCUUUCGGCUACCUACUUGAAAUCACCGAUCGGUGGUAUAAAAAUCAAACAUUUUGGAAAACUGCCUCAGUACUGAAAUCUCUGCCACGAUGAAACCACUGAUUGCUCUGUUUGCGCUGGUGACCGCUGUUGUGGCUCAGAAUGGCUUCGGCCAAGGUGGACAAGGAUCAUUUGGAGGACAAGGAGUACUUGGAGGAUCAGGAUACGGAGGACUCAGUGGACAAGCAGGCUUUGGCGGUCAAAUAGGAUUCAACGGUCAAGGUGGAGUUGGUGGCCAGCUGGGAAUUGCUCAGGGAGGAGUACACCCGGGUCAAGGAGGAUUCGCUGCUCAAGGCGUACCAAAUCAGUACCAGCCUGGUUACGGAAGUCCACCUGCUCCCGGAAGUCCUGUGGGAUCUGGCCAUUUCCAUGGAGGUAAUCCCAGUGAGUCUGGCUAUCCUCACGGAAACCAUCAUGAAUAUCCGCAACAUCAUGGCGAGCAUCACCGAGAACAUCAUGAGCACCACGGACACCACGAGCAUCACGGUCACCAUAGGCACUAG
Drosophila teissieri is the source of this 570-nucleotide messenger RNA. Its product is annotated as protein spalt-accessory. The transcript is spliced from 3 exons. NCBI's taxonomy places the organism in Eukaryota, Metazoa, Arthropoda, Insecta, Diptera, Drosophilidae. Bases 118 to 570 code for a protein of 150 amino acids. The record is from RefSeq and is a predicted model, not a curated record.